Molecule: messenger RNA, 1236 nt
Organism: Tarenaya hassleriana
Lineage: Eukaryota; Viridiplantae; Streptophyta; Magnoliopsida; Brassicales; Cleomaceae
Product: ubiquitin-conjugating enzyme E2 32-like
Exons: 5
Coding region: 126-1040 (304 amino acids)
Source: RefSeq, a predicted model, not a curated record
CUCCCAUCAAUACUUCAAAUUUGUCACAGUUCUGUGUUCCUCUCGUUAUUCGUAUAUACGCUUGUAUCGGUAAUUGUAUAGGCCGAGUUAGCCGGCGGUAGCUUUGAUCGGAGACGGUAAGAUCAAUGGCGGAGGAGAAGUACAACCGUAAGAACCCCGCCGUGAAGCGGAUCCUCCAGGAGGUGAAGGAGAUGCAAGAGAAUCCCUCCGAUGAUUUCAUGAGUCUCCCUCUCGAGGAGAAUAUAUUUGAAUGGCAAUUCGCCAUAAGAGGACCUCCGGAUACAGAAUUCGAGGGCGGAAUUUACCAUGGACGGAUUCAGUUACCGGCGGAGUACCCCUUCAAGCCCCCGGCUUUCAUGUUAUUAACGCCGAACGGUCGGUUCGAAACACAGACCAAGAUUUGUCUGAGCAUAUCCAAUUACCAUCCCGAGCAUUGGCAGCCCUCAUGGAGUGUGAGAACGGCUUUGAUGGCACUUAUCACAUUCAUGCCCACGAGUCCAAACGGCGCACUGGGUUCACUCGACUACCCUAAAGAAGAGAGACGUGGACUAGCCGCCAAAUCUCGUGAAGCUGCUCCUAAGUUUGGCACUCCUGAACGUCAACGGGUGAUCGAUGAGAUCCACGAGUAUAUGUUGAGCAAGGUUCACUCUGUUCCACAACUGAAAUCUCCGGAACCCACUGGAUCACCAACCGUCGAUGGAGAAGAGAAUUCUCAGGAAAGGUUACAAAAUGGGAGUGCCUCGGAUGGGGAAGAACCACAGGAUCAAGUAGUUGCCAAUUACACAGAAGUGCCUGAAGUUCCUCUAAACCCUAACUCUAAUCCUAACCCAAUCCUUACAAGCACAACCUCGGAGGCCCCCGCAAGAGACUUGAGCAACCAGUCACUGCAGAGGUCACAGACCCGCGAGCAGAAACCAGCCGAUGACCGCCUCUUCACAUGGGCUGCCAUAGGACUCACCAUUGCCAUUGUGGUUCUUCUUCUGAAGAAAUUCAUAAAAUCCAGUGGUUAUGGAGCUCCUCUAUUCAUGGAUGGAUCAUAGGCUUCACAAAAAUGAAAAUGUCCAUCCACCUGUUAAGUAAAUACCGUCCAGUGUGUUAAUUGUCGUAAUUAAUUCUACAAACAAUAUUUUGUGCUGUUUUCAUCUUGCUUCGUGAGCUAAAAAAAGCACCGAAGACGAACAAUGUGUGUACUCGGCAUUAUACCCUUUAAUUGCAAUCCCAAUGUUUUCAUCCCAA